Molecule: messenger RNA, 474 nt
Organism: Vicia villosa (hairy vetch)
Lineage: Eukaryota; Viridiplantae; Streptophyta; Magnoliopsida; Fabales; Fabaceae
Product: secreted RxLR effector protein 161-like
Exons: 1
Coding region: 1-474 (157 amino acids)
Source: RefSeq, a predicted model, not a curated record
AUGGUAACACCUAUGCAUCCCUCCUCAAACCUUGAUAAAGAUGAACAAGGACUAUCCGUAUCAGAAAAGGAAUAUCGAGGUAUGAUUGGUUCAUUAUUAUAUUUAACUGCCAGUAGGCCUGACAUUGUCUUUUCAAUAGGUCUAUGUGCAUGUUUUCAAUCUGACCCUAAGGAAUCACAUUUGACUGCUGUCAAACGCAUUUUUCGAUAUCUCGUUGGUACCACUGACAUUGGUCUAUGGUAUGAAAAAGGAAAUCACAUCAACUUAAUAGCUUACUGUGAUGCUGAUUAUGCUGGAGACAAAAUAGAAAGAAAAAGUACAAGUGGAGCCUGUCAAUUUCUAGGACAAGCUCUUAUUACAUGGUCUUGCAGAAAGCAAAAUACAAUUGCUUUAUCAACAACUGAAGCAGAAUACGUGUCUGCUGCAAAUUGCUGCUCACAAAUUUUAUGGAUAAAAAAUCAACUGGAAGACUAG